This is a messenger RNA of Salvia miltiorrhiza (redroot sage), 1818 nucleotides long. Its product is annotated as zeatin O-glucosyltransferase-like. Gene Ontology annotation, molecular function: UDP-glycosyltransferase activity. Lineage: Eukaryota; Viridiplantae; Streptophyta; Magnoliopsida; Lamiales; Lamiaceae. The record is from RefSeq and is a predicted model, not a curated record. The coding region runs from base 233 to 1648 and encodes 471 amino acids. The transcript has a single exon.
UAAACAAUCACGUUGUUCCAAACAGAAAUCAUCAGUGCAUAUACAAUGAAUUUAAAUGAAUCAUUCCAAAUUUUCAACAAACCAACGAUAUUGCGAAUAAAAUCAUGUAAACUUUAAUUGAAAAUCAACAUUUUUUUUUCCACCCUAUAUAAAGGCUUCACCUUAAGGCAAAGUCACAACACACCUCCGAAAAAUCAAAACCAAAAAUCUUGAACCAAUUCACAAAAUCAAAAUGGGAAGCUUAACAAAUGGCAAUACCAAUCUCCAGACAAGCCCAAGAAAUGAUGAAAUUUCAGUGAUCAUGGUACCUUUCCCAGCUCAAGGCCAUCUGAACCAAAUGUUGCAGCUAUCAUGCCACAUCUCCUCCUACGGGAUUCCGGUCCACUACGCCGGCUCCGCCGUCUUCAACCGCCAGGCCAGACUCCGGGUGAACGCCCUAAACCCUACCGACGUCGACAAAAUCAACUUCCAAGACCUUUCCUCGCCGUCGUUUGCCUCCCCGCCGCCCGUGCCCGACCCCUCGAAGAAAUUCCCGGGGCACCUCCAGCCUGCUUGGGACGCCGCCAUGAGCAUGGCGGAGCCCUUGGGGGAUUUCAUGCGAAGCCUCGCACUUAAGUAUCGGAGAGUCGUUAUUAUCCACGACCCUUUAAUAGCGUCACUGGUGAAGGAUGUCGCCACCAUUCCCAAUGCGGAAUCCUACGCCUUCGUCUGCAUCUCCGCCUAUUGCCAGGUGAAAUUCCUAUUGGAAAUGAUGGGGAGAACUUGCCCGAUCCCGCGCCUGCGGGAGCUGCCGCCGAUCGCCACCACCAUCUCCGACGAUCUUUUCUAUUUCAUCGGAUUGCAGGAUGAAGGGAUGAGUUUGAGAUCGGGAGAUAUUAUAAACACGUGCAGAUCGAUUGAAGGCCCGUUUUUGGAAAUAUUGGAAAGUAAAGAGGUCGCCGGAGACCUGAAAAGCUGGGCAAUCGGGCCGUUGAUUCCGGCUACGGCGAAAUCGGAAUCCCGGCAUGAAAUCUUCAAGUGGCUGGAUAAACAGGCGGCAAGGUCGGUUAUCUUCGCGACGUUCGGCACUACCACAACCCUCACAAAGCAGGAAGUAGAGGUGAUAGCUGAGGGGCUGGAGCGGAGCGGACAGAAGUUCAUAUGGGUGGUGAGAGAGGCCGACAAGGCAAACGUGUUCGAGGGGGAGGCGCGGAGGGUGGAGCUGCCGGCGGGGUUCGAGGAGAGGAUUGGAGAGAGGGGAGUAGUGGUGAGAGGGUGGGCGCCGCAGCCGGAGAUCUUGGCGCAUCCGUCGACGGGCGGGUUCAUGAGCCACUGCGGUUGGAACUCAUGCAAUGAGAGCAUGAAGAUGGGAGUUCCGAUCGCAGCGUGGCCGAUGCAUUCGGAUCAGCCGACCAACGCCGUUCUGGUCACGGAGGUGCUCAGGGUGGGGCUGCCGGUGAGGAAGUGGGGGGCGGAGACGGGCGAGGUUGUGACGGUGGAGAUGGUGGAGGAUGCUGUGAGGAGGCUGAUUGCGUCCGAUGAAGGUGGUGAGGUCAGGAAGAGGGCGGAGGAGCUGGCCGCCGUGCUUCGGGGGGCGACGGAGGAAGGCGGCGCGUCGCGGCUUGAAAUGGAUUCGUUUAUUGCUCAUAUUACGCGACGUGACGAUUAAUCUGAUGUGCAGACAACUAUGUACGUACAGUAUGGAUCCAUUAUUGUUUUUCCUUUUCUAUUUUAAGUGAUGUUUAUUAUUGUGGCUCGUAGUGUUUUGUUUAGGACUUGGGGAGUUGUAUGAAUUUUGUCUUCCUCACCGACGUCACCGUAAAUAAUACUCCCUCCGUC